Messenger RNA from Cucumis melo (muskmelon), 627 nucleotides. RefSeq names its product protein transport protein Sec61 subunit gamma-like. The transcript has 3 exons. NCBI's taxonomy places the organism in Eukaryota, Viridiplantae, Streptophyta, Magnoliopsida, Cucurbitales, Cucurbitaceae. Gene Ontology annotation, cellular component: membrane; Ssh1 translocon complex. The record is from RefSeq and is a predicted model, not a curated record. The coding region runs from base 144 to 353 and encodes 69 amino acids. Gene Ontology annotation, biological process: post-translational protein targeting to membrane, translocation; protein targeting. Gene Ontology annotation, molecular function: transmembrane protein transporter activity.
CAAAAUAUUCUUAUAUAUUGAUACUUAACAACCCCAAAGUUUUCAGUUUGACUAUCUUCUUCGUUUUGCCUUUUGGUUCUUUGAUAUUUUGUUCGCCAUUUUAUUAAUCACACGAGCCGGAGCCGCAUCCGAAACAAACAAAAAUGGACGCCAUUGAUUCCGUCUUCGAUCCACUCCGGGAGUUCGCUAAGGAUAGCGUACGUCUCGUCAAGCGCUGUCACAAACCCGAUCGCAAAGAGUUCACAAAGGUCGCGGUUCGUACAGCGAUUGGCUUCGUCGUCAUGGGAUUCGUUGGUUUUUUCGUCAAGCUCAUCUUUAUCCCCAUCAAUAACAUCAUCGUCGGAUCUGGCUAGACAGCUGAGGCCACAAAAGGAGCAGGCCGGACAAUAUAGAAGGGAACUUGAUCAACUAUUUCAAAUUCUUACCAAUGUUUUUAUUAAUUUUAAAAGCUUAAUUUAUUUUCUAGAGAAGUACCAAACUCCAUGAAUAGAUGUAACGAAUUGCUAGGAUUAUGUCUUACUCCUGAUUAAUCCAGUGUGCUUGUUCAUGGUCGAUAGUUAUUUUAGAGUAUAGAGACUAAGUUUUUGCUUUAUGAUAUAAAAGUUAGCUUCCUCAUCGGUAUGAAAA